Cryptotermes secundus is the source of this 5021-nucleotide messenger RNA. RefSeq names its product zinc finger protein OZF. NCBI's taxonomy places the organism in Eukaryota, Metazoa, Arthropoda, Insecta, Blattodea, Kalotermitidae. Gene Ontology annotation, cellular component: nucleus. The record is from RefSeq and is a predicted model, not a curated record. Bases 185 to 1891 code for a protein of 568 amino acids. The transcript is spliced from 5 exons. Gene Ontology annotation, molecular function: DNA-binding transcription factor activity, RNA polymerase II-specific; RNA polymerase II cis-regulatory region sequence-specific DNA binding. Gene Ontology annotation, biological process: regulation of transcription by RNA polymerase II.
UUUUGUUAUUUUCCAUCUCCCUUAGUCCAUGCAAAUGUUGGAAUUUUCUCUCAUAUGAGGUCAUGACCGUUUCCUUUCACGCCCAAAACAAUUCAAUACUCUGUAAUCUUACCAUUUGAGACCUUCUUGAAAAGUAAUUAGUUGUGCAGUUCUUCAAGAAGUUCCCAACAUUGUAUGGAAGCAAAUGCACAAUAUGGAUAUAAUUAAAGUGGAAGCUGAUUCAGAUUGUGAGGCUCAAAUUACAUCAGUAUGCAGUGAUGUGAAAGAGGAAGAGCAGUUUAUACCUAUAAUUAAACACGAAGAUGAGCAAAAUUUGGAUCUAAACUGCACACACCCUGAUUCAGAUGACAAGCAAAAUUUAAUAUUCCUUGUCAAUGAGGUGAAGGAAGAAGAGGAUCCCAUAUCAGUUGCAGUGCCCAUAAUAAAGACUGAAGUUAUGGAGGACAUACCAAUCAAAGAAGAGUUGACGGAUGAAGUAGAAAUAGAGGAUAAUCAGAUGUGUAUGAACAGAUCAAUGGACGAUCAACAAGAAAGUGAUUUUCCCAUUGACUGUAUGAGAGAAGACAUGUAUAUAAACAAUCAAGAUGAGCACAUUACAGAAGCUGGUGUUUAUAACAAUUAUGGGCAUUUUGACAUAAAUCCGACAAGGUACCUUAGCACAACAGUCAUUGAAGAGUGUAAUGGAAUGGAAGAAGGGCUAACACAUCACUGUGAAGUAUGCAGUAAAAAGUUUUCAAACAUAUGUAAUCUCAAGAGUCAUAUUCGUAAACAUACAGGUGAAAAACCGUAUAAAUGCGAUGUCUGUAAUGAUACAUUUUCUUACAGAAGCUCGCUGAAAGUACAUUUGCGUUAUCAUACAGGGGAAAAGCCGUAUAGUUGUGAUGUAUGCAAUAAAAAGUUUGCAACUAAAGGGAAAGCAAUGGAACAUAAUCGUGUCCAUACUGGAGACAAGCCUUAUCGUUGCGAUCUUUGCCCUACAACUUUUUCAAACCGUUCAGAUUUACGGAAACACAUUCGAAUUCACACUGGAGAAAAACCUUACUCUUGUGAUGUGUGCAAUAAAAAAUUCACAACUAGUUUCUCUUUGAAAAGUCAUUAUCGUCUACAUACGGGAGAGAAACCGUAUGUAUGUGACUUAUGUAACAAAUCGUUUUCUCAUAGCUCAAAUUUUAAUGAGCAUUACCGUACUCAUACAGGACUGACACCAUACCAUUGCGAUACAUGCAAAAAGAAAUUCAUAAAUAGUUCAGAACUUAAGAAGCAUAUGAUUAACCACACAGGUCAAAAGCCACAUUCUUGUGGGGUAUGUGAAAAAAAGUUCUCAACCAGGUUCUCUCUGAAGAUACAUUCUUACAUUCAUUCUGGUAAUAAGCCUUAUAGCUGUGACCUGUGUGGAAAGAAAUUUGUUAGCAAGAGUGAACUUCAAAGGCAUUAUCGUGUUCAUACAGGUGAAAAAACUUUGAUAUGUGAUGUUUGUGCUAAAAUGUUUUCCUCUAGCUAUAAUCUUGUGAUUCAUUAUCGUACUCACACGGGGGAGAAACCAUAUGAUUGUGAUGAAUGUAAGAAAAAGUUUUCCAACAAGACCGAUCUUGGUAAACAUUUACAGAGCCAUGCCACAGAGAAACCGUACAGCUGCAGUGUUUGUAUGAAGAAAUAUCGGAAUCGGUCAAAACUUAAUGAUCAUUUUCGACAACACACAGGCGAAAAUAACUGUAAUGUAUGCCAUAAGACAUUUUCUAGUAGCUGGAACCUUAAGUGUCAUUACCGUAUUCACUCUGGAGAGAAACCUUAUGCUUGCAGUAGGUGUGAAGAGAAAUUCUCCUUUAGUUGGAUUUUAAAGAAACACCUUCAAGUUCAUGAUAAAGAGAAAUCUCUGAAACAUGAUGAAUAAUUUCUACACUCUGGUUGGAACUUAUACUGGUCCAUGAUAAAUGUUAAGUACUUAAUUUUAAAUGUGACUACAUAAAAUGUGCAUUCCUUUUUAUAUAUGGAAGUGCCAAAUAAACGUCAAAAUUAUAUUCAAACCAUGAGGUAGAAAACUUCAUAGUUGCAAGUGUUUUGCCAUGCCAGGACAACUCAGUAUUUUUUUUAGCAAAAAUAUAUGAGUAUAAUUGUAUAAUCAGUGCAGUUACUCAUAUUAGUGCAACAGAUGAUGCUGCUGCCAAACUUUAUAAUUUCAAUUUGAAAAUAUGCUGAUAUGAAUUACAAACACUAAAGGCUAAUUUUAACAGUAUCUCUUGGAGGCAGUAAUGUGCCCACCCCUUAUGUAGACUAGCAAGGCUGAGUUGAAAAGUAGCCCCAAACUAGAAACAUCUCUUCAAAAACACUGUAGCUCUAAAGAGAGCUUGUACAUUUAAAAUCACAAGUAUGAAUCAACUCUUUGGUGUAAAAUUAGAAUGUUAUCUUAUAAUCAUAAUGUCAUCUGUUGUGAUGGAAUGAGUCUAUUGCAACAGUUCAGCACUGGGUUAAAGAAUUUGACCAUGUUCAUUAAUGAUACCUGACAUUCUUUACAUGUAAUAUAAAAAUAAUUCAAUUUAAUAUUUUGCACACAUUGUACUCCAAACUUAAUACCGAUGGGAUGGUUAAAUCUUGGGGGAUGAGAUGGGUUGAUAACUGGGGAGAGUUAAUACAGAAUUUAGGUUCAGAAGCCUCAAAGAGACAGUUUGGUAGCCCUGAGUACUAAGUGUAGGUGGGAGGAUAUUAAAAUAGAUAUAUGAUAAACAGUAUGUGACAAUAUGGACUGAAUUAAAGUCACUUAGGGCAGUGUCUAAUUACAGACUUUUCUGGACAGGUAACGGUAAUAAAAUUGUGUAUCUUAAAAGCAGUCUUUUCUUCACCAGUUGAGAGACAACUUUACAAGGAAACCAUACAAGACAAAGCAAGUUAAUAUAAUUCACCAGGGCUUGACAAUUUAUUGCCAUGAUGCCUAGAAUAUAGACAGCACUCAUUGCAAAUGCUGUCUAUAUUCUAGUUUGAAAAUACCACUUUAACUGUCUUUGUUUAGCAUCAUUUUGAAAUGUGCAAUUAUAUUGUGUCAACUGAUUGGACGGCAUAGCAUGUUUGUCGAGGAAGAUCUGAUUUCUUCAACUAAACAGGUUCACUGUUGUGUUCAAAAUAGCAGUGUCUGGUUAGGGUUUUACAUUAUUUGUAAGAUAGUAUACAAAUUAAAUGUGUAAGUAUAUUGUGGUGUUUGGUUGCUGGGUGUAGAUUGUUGGUUAGCAACAGUGUCAUUUGUGCCAUUAAAUAGGUCCAGAAUUGUGUUCAACAUAAAAUAAUCUGAUUUUUUAGAUUUCUUCUGUUUGUAACAUAUCGUAAAAAUGAAAUUGGCAGGAAGAACAGAGGAAUAAGAAGACCUAAAGAAGCAGAUUCGAAGCUCUAGUUCGGUCCUAAGUAUGUCUGGUCACAUUUAAUCUCAGUAUUUAGAAGGGAGGACUCCGUGGAAAUUUAUCUAUCUUGAAUUCAUCCUGACAAUUUGGAAGCAUGUAAAUAUAGAUUAAGAAAUGGAAAGUAUACCAAAACAAAUAAACAUGUAUUUUAAAUAUAAUAAUUUAGUCAGAGACUCUUGAGACAAAUCCAUUGAGGGUAUAACUUCUGAAGCAUACUACAAAUAUGUAACAUUAGUUUUUUGACACUUUUAACUGACAUGAGCCAUGGACUAAAGACAGCUUGUUAAAUUCAUAUACUUGAAAUUUAAUUUUUUUUUUGGGGGGGGGGUUACAAAUGUAGUAUGAAGUGUAAUGUGUUAUUGUUUUAAGUGCAUGUAUAUGAAAUACAUAUAUAAAUGAAUAUAAUGUAAUGUAGUAAAUGGCAGUAUAUCAUAUUUGUCAUGAAAUGAAGUAACUUUAAUUACCUACAAUCAUAUGCCAAGAGAUGUAACUCACUUCAACAAAGCAGUGUGUUUUAAGUGUUGAUGUUUCACAUACCUCCCCCCCUCCCCAACAAGUUUGCAGAGAUCACUGUCAUAUGGAGUACUUUCCAAACAGUGCAUGCAUGCAUUUCAUAAGCGUGGAAAUGAACAAGUGUCUCAGAAUUCAAAUAGAACUGGCUGAGGAUAAAACAUGACAUGUUUUUAGUAGACCAAGGUUUCAGGUGCCAUAAUGGUGUCUCCAGAAAGGUCGGAUUAUGAUAUAACAGGUACAAAAAUGGAAUAUCUGCUAAAUAUACAAUUAAAGAAAGCAAGUUGGAUGUCCUAGGGUUUUGUAAAGCAUGGAAAUGGAUCAUGUUGCCAACAAUUUAAAGGAACAUGUUUUCAUCUUCAGGAUUGACCCUGAAAAUGAAGACAACAGUAUUCUUCCAAAAGAAUAGCAACACGGCCCACUGCUAAAUAGCAGUCACCCAAUCACAGGACCAGCACCCUCACCACUGAAUAUACCAUAUGCCUUUCAGUUUUCUUCAGUUAUGUGCAACUAAGAAAGCUGAAAAUAAGCAGGGGCAACUGGAACUGAAUGCCAUUUAUCAGUCUUCUGUAUAUCAUGAUGUUAAUUUAUUAGCAGAAAAUAUAAAUAUAACAUACAACAUGAAAAUUAUUUAACAAUUAGUAAAAACACUGAUUGAUAAAUAAAAGGAAGAAAGAAAGAAAGAUCAUGUGAUAUUUUGUAACUAAAAUCCAGGUACAUAACAACAAGUCUGAUAAGGAUAUUUCCUGAGAGUCAAAAUUCAGCUGCUCCAAAACUCUGUGGUACCUCAAGUUUCAUCAGGCAUUACAAAAACGCAUUAGAACCCUAUCCUGAGUCAGUUUAAUGCAGUUCACAUCAUCACAACCUAUCUCUCUUAGAUCCAUUUUAAUAUUACCGUUUUUUCUUCUACUGUCCAAAAUGUUAAAUAUUAAAAUAUCUGAAACUGUAAUCUAUGUUCUUUCAUUUUGCUAGUAUAAAAUCUACUAAAAAUAUUGACAAAAAGACACAAUGGACCUGAGAGAGAUGAAAGGAAAGUGGAAAAUGUUAGUGAGGCAUUUCUUAAUCCAUCUUCUUUACCUAAUAAUACUAGGAGUGCCAAAAUAACUGGGCGUGUAACAUUCAUGG